UGAUAAAAGAUAUGAUACCGGAAGUGGCUGAAAUUGGUUCCAGUGAACUGCUUAUGUAUGAUACAGUUCUACCUUUAAUGGAAGAAAUAUUGGAAGCAAGUGGUGAUAAGGUAAAACUGAGACCAAAUUGCUUACUAAGUAAGCGGGAUAGUAAAGAAAUCUAUAUUCUGGAAGAUAUGAAUGCAUUGGAUUAUUAUGUUGCUGACCGAUGGUUGGGCUUAGAUGAGCAACAUGCAAUGUGUUUGAUGGGUAAAAUUGCGAAAUAUCAUGCAGCUUCAAUGGUGUUAAUACAAAAAUUCCCCACUGAGGUAAAAAAACUACCAGCUUCACACUUUGCUGCAGGAGCAGCAGAUCAGAUCGCCCAUUCCAUUGCAAUUGGUGGUUUGGAGUAUGUUGCAGAUUUUCUCAAAACCUGGUCAGGUUUUGUAGAAAUUUCGAGAAAAAUUUUAGCAAAUAAGACACAAUUCAAUGAAAAAAUAAAAUCAAUUGUUAAUCCGAAAAAUAGCAAAGUUAAUGUUAUUAUGCAUGGCGAUUUGUGGGUUAAUAAUUUUCUUUUCCGAUAUGAUAAUGACAAAAAGCCCAAUGACGUUGUGUUGGUUGAUUUUCAAAAUUGUUAUAUCGGUAGCCUCGGUAUCGAUCUGAAUUAUUUUUUAUAUACGAGUCUACAAUUGAAUGUAUUGAAAACCAAACAUUUGGAUUUAUUAAAACACUAUUAUAGUGUUUUAGAAGACACAUUGAGAAUGUGUGAGUAUCACGUAAUACCGAGUUGGGAAUCAGUUUUGGAAGAAAUACGUAGCACAGCAUUUAUGGGGCUUUAUGCUGCUGUUUGUGAGCUACCAAUCUGUUGUAUGGAUAAAAAAACACCUGAUGGAUUUACAACAGCAACAUUUAGUAAUCCAGAGGAAAUGGCUAAAAAACGAAAACUGAUGUACAACAAUGAAAGAGUAGUAGAGACAUUAAAGUACACUUUACAUUAUUUCAACAAUUCUGGUGUACUUGAUUAGUAACUAUAGUUAAUUUUAUUUACUA
Messenger RNA from Teleopsis dalmanni, 1029 nucleotides. RefSeq lists its product as uncharacterized. Lineage: Eukaryota; Metazoa; Arthropoda; Insecta; Diptera; Diopsidae. The transcript has 4 exons. The record is from RefSeq and is a predicted model, not a curated record. The coding region runs from base 12 to 1004 and encodes 330 amino acids.